Gekko japonicus is the source of this 960-nucleotide messenger RNA. Its product is annotated as olfactory receptor 5V1-like. Gene Ontology annotation, biological process: G protein-coupled receptor signaling pathway. The transcript has a single exon. Gene Ontology annotation, molecular function: olfactory receptor activity; G protein-coupled receptor activity. Gene Ontology annotation, cellular component: membrane. Bases 1 to 960 code for a protein of 319 amino acids. NCBI's taxonomy places the organism in Eukaryota, Metazoa, Chordata, Lepidosauria, Squamata, Gekkonidae. The record is from RefSeq and is a predicted model, not a curated record.
AUGGCUGCAGACAAUGACACACAGGUGAGAGAGUUCAUCUUCCUGGGGUUCUCUGGCCUCCCAAGCGACCCAGCCUUCCUCUUUGUCGUGUUUCUGGCUGCCUACCUGGCCAUUCUUUUGGGCAACUUGAUGAUACUAAUUCUGGUCCUCGUGGAUUCCUGCCUUCACAGCCCCAUGUACUUCUUCCUCAGUCACCUCUCCUGCUUGGACAUUUGCGUCUCCACCGUCAUUGUCCCCAAGAUCCUUGUCAACUUCCUGCGCCGACAAAACACGAUUUUGUACGAGGAAUGCCUGGUGCAAGCUUUCUUCCUGAUGGGCUUUGUGGGCUGCGAGCCAGCACUGAUAGCUGUCAUGGCCUAUGACCGCUAUGCAGCCAUCUGUAGGCCCCUGCACUACUCUGUCCUCAUGAGCAAGAGGGUGUGUAUCCAGCUAGCAUCUGCCACUUGGGUCUGGGGCUUCCUGGACUCGGUGGUUCAUACUUCCUUGGCUUCACAGUUGUCCUUCUGCGGAGCCAACCAGAUCCCACACAUCUUCUGCGAUGUCCCACCACUGUUACAAAUCGCCUGCAGUGAUACUCGUGCCAAUGAACUGGCCAAUCACAUCACAAGCCUCUUUGUGGGCCUGUGCCCUAUCCUCUUCAUCAUCCUCUCCUACAUAUGCAUCUUGGAUUCUGUUUUGAGGAUUCGCUCCAAAGGUGGCAGGCGCAAAGCCUUCUCCACAUGUGCUUCACACCUCAUCAUUGUCAUUCUCUGUAUUGGAAACGGAUUCCUGAACUACAACAAGCCAAGCGCUGGCUAUUCCCUGGAAAUAGACACUCUGGUCUCUGCCAUGUUCUGCAUCGUCACCCCUAUGCUGAACCCCCUCAUUUACAGCCUCCGCAACAAGGAGGUGAAGGGGGCCUUCAGGAAAGUUCUGAACAAAUGGACAGAUUGUUUCAUUUUUGGUGGCAAACUUCACUGA